AUGGAUACCUCAAGGAAAAUGAUUCUUGAUCAAAUUAAUGGCCACAUGUAUAUGAGUUCACUGAAUGCACUGAUGGGGCCGUCGGGUGCGGGAAAGACAACACUAUUAAAGUGUUUGAACGGACAAAACAAUAGAGGUCUAAGCGAUAGGACAAAGAUUUACUUAACUAAAUACCGACAAAUUAGGUCUUGUUUUAUCAAAUCGGACUUUCGAGAGCACCUAUUAUCAGAACUGGUGAUCAGCGAUACGGCCGACAAUCGGGUCGAGUCUUGCAGUGGAGGCGAACAAAAGCGUAUAAUAAUUGCCUGCGAAAUGACGGCACAUAUUAAGCCUAAUAUGUUGUGUAUUGACGAACCGACGAGUGGUCUCGACAGCAAUGCAGCCGAUGUGGUCAGUAAUAAACUGUUUAAAAUGUCAAACAUGCGUCCAGUGUUUGGUUCACUCAAUAUAUCAAAGAGAUUCAGUUUUAUUGACAUAUACUACUUGCUGUGCCGUUCGCUGACCCAUACAUUCCGGUGCCAAUGGGUGUCUGUUUUGCUGCAAUUUAUUAGCAUUCAAAUGUUGGCAAUUGUCUUAAAAUAUGGUUUCAGUGCCGAUAUAAUACUGCCCGACGGCUGCGUUGAGCUCGAGAUCGGAGGCGAGUGCUAUCAGACAGAGGCCGAGCUCCGGGACGAGAGGCUCAUCAAGAAUAACAUUAAAUACAAUCUCUGUUUAUUACUUUCGUUGGCAUUUGUUGUGCUAAUCGUAAUGUCUGUCACUUUUGGUGCCGACUUUCGCAUAUUCCGGAGUCAACAGCAAAAUGGUUGGUAUAGCACCGGGUCAUAUCUCUGGUGCCGUACGAUUGUAGACUUGCUUCCAGUGCUAAUGGCGUUACCAUUGUUUUGUUGGAUCGCAAACCUAUACAAUACUAUUACUUUCUAUGUGUUUACGUUUGCACUCAAUUUACUGGUCAUAAUGUGUACGCAAAGUGUAUCUCAAUUAUCGGCCAUAUUGUUCGCGAAUGAGCCCAAAAUGGCCCUAAUGUUUGCCAUAAUGAGUCAGACUAUUAUGUUAAUAUUGGGCAACAGUUUGAUCCCGGUCAAAGAGCUACACUAUACGAUGCAAGUGUUCAGUCAGUUCUCUUAUAUUAGAUUAUCAUUUGAAUGCAUGGUUAUAAUGAUCUAUGGCUUUGACCGGUGUCAGGGUAAUCAGGUAUCGACCGUAUUGUACGGUCUGGAAAUUGACGAUGAUCAAUUUUGGACAAAUAUUGUCCAAUUGAUUUAA
Messenger RNA from Medioppia subpectinata, 1263 nucleotides. The record is from the annotation of a GenBank genome assembly. Lineage: Eukaryota; Metazoa; Arthropoda; Arachnida; Sarcoptiformes; Oppiidae.